AUGGAAUCAGAGUAUCAUUCCUUGAACUAUACACAUGACAGCGACAAUUAUAUAAUCGGUCGCAAUUUGCCAGAGUACAGCACUGGAGAGGCGGAUCCUAUACAACAAAACAGCCAAUCGAGGCCGACCAGCGCGACCCCGCCAGGAUUCUCACCAAAAAAUCCGGAUCAACCCAUUCGGCUCUCCGCAGAGGAAAGCCAGACGACGCUUGCACAGCAAGAGAAGAAGAGGACAUGCUGGAGCUUAAAAAACAGCGACAUUUCGGGUUCUUGGAUAUGGGAAAUCCUGGGGGCUAUUUUUAGUGUUGUGUGCAUCGGCCUGUUGGUUGGAUUUCUUUUUUAUGUGAACAUGACAUAUGCAAAAUGGCAAUAUUCAAUCUCCCCCAACUCGGUGAUAUCUGUCAUCUCAGCAUUCGCAAAAGCUUCCAUGCUGAUUCCCGUGACGGCGUGUCUGGGCCAAUUGAAAUGGUCGAGAGACAGCGAGCAACGCCCAAGACCACUUUUCCAUAUCCACGCCCUAGAUCAGGCGAGCAGAGGUCCUUGGGGAGCUCUGGGAAUUUUCUGGACUAUAAAGUCUGGUUUAACAAUGGCAGCGGCAGCAUUGGUGAUCUUAUCAGUGGGGAUCGACCCCUUUAUGCAGCAGAUUCUGACCUUUCCGUCACGAAAGGUACUAGCUGGCAAUGAGACUGCCUAUAUCCAGACAGCAGAGAAUUAUCAACCGGCAUGGUCGGACGAUGAGCCCGGGACGUCAAUUAUUUCCGAACAAAGCAGUCUGUUGGACCCGAAAAUGCAGGUUGCCGUCUUGACCGGAUUGGCAAAAACAAACACACCUCUUAGACCUAUCUGCUCAUCUGGCUCAUGCAGGUAUCCUGAGUUUUCAACUUUGGGUAUUUGUAGUGGUUGCGAAGAUGUUACAGAAUUAGCACUCCAGACUUGCACGCCGUUCAUCGAUCAUCCUAACUACAGUGCUUUGGUCGACCCGUUUACCGAGGCCCCCGGGAAUUGCUCAUACAAGGCUCCCAGUGGACUAGAAAUCACUCCUAUUAGCAUCGCGGCCAACAUGUAUGUUGAUGAAUUUUUGGAUAUCUGGUGUCCGUCGCUGUCUUCUGUCUCUAAAGAAGUGGACGGUCAACUUCUCACAGUUCUUACCGCGCGUUACAAUCAUCAAUCUACCUGGACUCCAAAAAAUCUGAGUGCAUUUGAACCCAAGCCAAUCUUGACACAGUGUUCCAUCUCCUUCUGUGAAAAAGAAUUCGCAUCCAGCCAUGUCUCAACGGAAAGCUACUCCCUCAAACUUGUGCGAAGCCAAAAUUUAAAAGUACCGGAAGCGGAACUUGAAGCAUCGACUUCACGUCGGAUCACUUUGGAUCUCAUCCCUGUGGACGGGGCAAAGACAUUUGACAAUGCCAGCUACAGAGUGGAAUUUGACACUCAUUCCAACAUUCGUGCCUAUUUGAGAGCCCUUUUCAACACUGGCCUGUCCUCUCCAGACCAUGAUAUAUUUCUAGACACAUCGGAGGCAAAUGGAGAAUCGUCGUCAGGCGUGGGGAUAGCGGCUAUCCUAUAUAGCAACAACAAUAUUUCCGACUCUCUGCAGCACAUGGACGAGAGUAUGACAGACACCAUUCGAACCAACAGCAGUAACACGCGUGUUGGAGGCGAUGCUUACCGAACGGAGACAUACGUCAAAGUCCAUUGGCCUUGGAUUAUCUUCCCAAUCGCACUGCCUUUUUUUGCGACUAUUCUUUUGGUCGUUGUGGUGCUGGAAAAUCGGGAUCAAGAUGUUUUGUGGAAAUCGUCGGUAUUUCCCCUCUUGAUGAGCGAGUUGAAGCUUGUGGAAGAGCACGAUAUUUCGUACCUGCGGAAUUUGGAUCAGGUGGAGACUUUGUCUAAAAAGAUCAAAGUCAGACAGGGUGAGGAGAAUGGAUCUUCGGUGCUGAAUGAGUACUAG
This is a messenger RNA of Penicillium salamii, 1950 nucleotides long. NCBI's taxonomy places the organism in Eukaryota, Fungi, Ascomycota, Eurotiomycetes, Eurotiales, Aspergillaceae. The record is from the annotation of a GenBank genome assembly.